Ambispora gerdemannii is the source of this 291-nucleotide messenger RNA. NCBI's taxonomy places the organism in Eukaryota, Fungi, Glomeromycota, Glomeromycetes, Archaeosporales, Ambisporaceae. The record is from the annotation of a GenBank genome assembly.
GCUGGUGGCAACAUUACAACCAGAACAAACAACACAUAUGAUGCCAGCCCAUCAAUCACGAAUAAUGGAUCAAGCAACGCAUUUUUUGCAGCAAUUUUUCAACCCUCUCAAGAAUCACAAAGUGUGCGUGAAGAAGUCUACACAUAUAUGGACAAUAUCAUCACGCCACAAGUUACGCCAGAUAUCAAUCCUUGGAAAUGGUGGGCAGAACACGAAAAAAAGUUUCCCAUGUUAGCAAUCAUGACCCACAAAUAUUUGAGUAUCCCUGCGACCUCUGUUCCCUCAGAAUGA